Messenger RNA from Sphaerulina musiva SO2202, 1062 nucleotides. Its product is annotated as magnesium-dependent phosphatase-1. NCBI's taxonomy places the organism in Eukaryota, Fungi, Ascomycota, Dothideomycetes, Mycosphaerellales, Mycosphaerellaceae. The transcript has 3 exons. Bases 250 to 891 code for a protein of 213 amino acids. The record is from RefSeq and is a predicted model, not a curated record. Gene Ontology annotation, molecular function: acid phosphatase activity.
AAAUCUGCUUUUAGACACCAUGUCUAGCAGCGGGUAAACACAAUACCCUCCCAAAUUUCCAUCCUGGCGCCUUCAACUCCCCCGAAACCGUCUUCAAAGACAACAAUCCCGUCUUCCAAGACUAACCAAUCUUUCAAGACAAACCCAUCUUCCAAGACACCGAGUACAGAGGCAUCAAGUACAACUUAUAUAAAACACCGCUUCCUCCUACCCUGCAUCACUCUCAUCAUCUUCUUCAUCGCUCUCAUCAUGGUUCGUCACCGCACCAACGUCGACACCACUCCCAUUACGCUUCCCGCAGACAGUCUGGAUCCCCCUUCUACUUUUUCCGAUGGUCUACCCCUUCCCCGCAUGAUCGUUUUCGACCUCGACUAUACUCUCUGGCCCUUUUGGGUAGACACGCACGUCUCGCCACCUUUCAAAGGAACACCUUCCGGUCUUAUUGUCACAGACUCCUACGGCGAAAAAUGCGGUUUUUACAACGACGUCUCCUCCAUCCUCCACAACAUCAAACACCACCAAAUCCUCCUCGCAGCAGCAAGUCGCACCAGCGCCCCACGUCUCGCUCGUCGAAUGUUGGAAUUACUUCACGUGCCAACUCACCACCACCAAGACGCAUCAGCAUCAGCAUCAUCAUCCACCCCAGCAAUCCAUCUCUUCGACCACAUGGAAAUUUACCCAGGAGAUAAACGAACACAUUUUCGGAAAUUGCAUCAAGUGACACACGUUCCAUAUGAGGAAAUGUUGUUUUUUGAUGAUGAGGCGAGGAAUAAAAAUGUCGAGGAGUUGGGGGUCGUGAUGCACUUGGUGCGAGAUGGCGUGACGAGGGGAGAGGUGGAUCGGGGUGUGCAGGCGUGGAGGAGGAGGAAUGGGAGGGGGGAGAAGGAGUGAGAAAGAGGAAGAGGAAGAGGGCGAGGAAGGUACUGAGAAGUAAGUACCUACGGUUGCGAAGAAUGGUGGGAUGGGACCUGUUGUAGAAUAGAGAGAUAUACUCCACUGACAGCGAGGCACCAAGGACCUUAAAGAAUUUUGAAAGAAAAGUAGAAACACGUCAUGUUUACA